UUCUUUUUUCAAAAUUAUUGUCCAAGCGCACUAACGGGCCAAAUGAGUCGUUCCAUGAAUAGCUCGACCCUGUCAAGGCAAUGGCCAGUUCAUCUCUCUUUUGGAUCAUUUAUACAGUAGUGAAGCCGAUAGAUUGUCAAUUAAUAAUGCAGAUAAAACUAGGACUUGUUUUAGAAUUGGGCUUUCCUGUAAAAAAGAUAAAUUGGGCUUUGAUAUUUUUUUUUUUUUUUUUGUUAUUGAGUUGCCAAACAUUAAAGCUCUUCUAAUCCCUUUUCCUUCUUUUUAGUCCCAACAUUUAGUUUCUGCAACAGUUUCUCUCUUUCUCUAUUUCUCAUUCUUCAAGCUUCUAUAUUUUACCUUCCCUUUGUUUUCUUUUCCUGCUUUUAUCCGUCUAAACAUCUUUGAACCUACAUUAAUAUUGUACAUACCAGUUUCUUAUUGAAACAUAAAAAAUUAUGCCUAAUAAAUGGGUUAUUUCUCUUCUCAUAUGCCUGAUUAUUUUCAAUGAUGAUGUCUCAUUAGUUUCUGCAUCUCCUCCUGCAAGGAUAGUUGCAGGGAUAGUCACCAAUGCAAUGUCUACUCUUUUCAAAUGGCUUUGGUCUCUAAGAGCUCCAGUCCUCAAAUCAGACAAAGCUGUUUCCACCCGAUCAUUGAUGAAAUUUGAGGCUGGAUAUACGGUAGAGACGGUUUUCGACGGGAAUAAGGCUGGGAUUGAGCCUUAUUCUAUUGAAGUAUCUCCAACAGGAGAGCUUCUAGUCUUGGAUUCUGCUAACAGUAAUCUCUACAAGAUUUCAACACCAUUAUCCCGAUAUAGCAGGCCAAAACAUGUAGUUGGAUCACCAGAAGGGUACACAGGGCAUGUAGAUGGGAAACUAAGAGAAGCAAGAAUGUAUAACCCCAAAGGCCUAACUGUUGAUGACAGUGGAAACAUCUACAUAGCUGACACCAUGAAUAUGGCCAUCAGGAAAAUCAGUGACACAGGAAUUACUACAAUAGCCGGAGGAAGAUGGAGCCAUGGAGGAGCUCACAUGGAUGGAGCGAGUGAAGAUGCAAAAUUUUCUGAUGAUUUCGACUUGAUCUAUGUAAGAAGUAGCUGCUCUCUCCUGGUCACGGAUAGAGGAAACCAAGCAAUCCGAGAAAUCCAACUCCACGAUUCUGAUUGUUCUUAUGAGCAGCCAGAUGAACUUCAACAUGAGCAGCAGCACGACGAAAACUUUUAUAUAGGUGUGGCAGUACUUAUUGCAACUGCGUUCUCUGGAUACAUGUUAGCAUUGGUCAAGCAGAGAGUGCAGGCCUUAUUUUCUCCUAAGAGAGAUCCAAGAAUGCAGAUGAAUAAUCAAGCAAUCACGGUACCAUAUCAGAGACCUCCAAUAUCAGUCAGGCCUCCAUUAAUUCCACCAGCAGAUGAUGAAUUUGAGGAAGACGACGAAGGAUUAUUUUUCUCAUUUGGCAGACUCAUAAUCAAUGCCAGUUCCUCAGUGGCUGAAGUCUUUGCUGGUGAAAUUUGGGGUGUUACCAUCUCCCCUCCUUAA
Beta vulgaris subsp. vulgaris (sugar beet) is the source of this 1532-nucleotide messenger RNA. RefSeq lists its product as uncharacterized. Gene Ontology annotation, molecular function: protein binding. Lineage: Eukaryota; Viridiplantae; Streptophyta; Magnoliopsida; Caryophyllales; Amaranthaceae. The record is from RefSeq and is a predicted model, not a curated record. The transcript is spliced from 8 exons. The coding region runs from base 456 to 1532 and encodes 358 amino acids.